Hordeum vulgare subsp. vulgare (domesticated barley) is the source of this 1681-nucleotide messenger RNA. RefSeq lists its product as uncharacterized. Gene Ontology annotation, molecular function: protein binding. Lineage: Eukaryota; Viridiplantae; Streptophyta; Magnoliopsida; Poales; Poaceae. The record is from RefSeq and is a predicted model, not a curated record. The transcript has a single exon. The coding region runs from base 29 to 1408 and encodes 459 amino acids.
CUAUUCCCCUCGAGCGAGUUCGGUGUCGAUGGCGACCAAGGGAGCGCGUCGCGGCCGCCGCCGGCGAAGCAACGGCAAGCCCAGCAGGAGAGCGCCGAGGCGCGAGCCGAUCCCGCCAGGGCCAACGGGCGUGCACCACAUCCCCGACCACCUCCUCGAGCUCGUCCUCCUGCGCGUCGGCUCCUCCCUCGCCCUACUCCGCGCCGCCUUCGCCUGCAAGCGCUGGCGCCGCAUCGUCGCGGCCGCCGACUUCCUCGCCCAGUUCCGCUCCAUCCACGCGGCCCACGUCCCAGGCCACUACCACGUCGUCGACCCCAGCUUCAAGGAGCCGCCGCCCGACGGGAACAGCAACCAUGUCUACGUGCCGGACCCGUCGACGGCCGAUGCCAUCGACAGACGCCAUCUCGCCCUCGAUUUCCUCCCGGAGGGCGACCGCUCGUUGCCAUGGGAGCUCGGUGCCAGCCGCGGGGGCCAACUGCUGCUCUACCGGAGGAAUAUCGUCUGGCACAGGUUGGCCUACAGGGCGUGGUACUCGGAGCUCUACUUCUCUGACAUGGUCGUCUGCGACCCGCUCACGCGGACGUACCAGACGAUCCGCUGCUCGGAGGAGGUUGACGCCCGCCGGUUCCUCGGCGUGUUCCUGCUCGACGGCAUCGCCGUGGACACGUCUGGCGGCGGCUUCAUCGCCAUGUCGAACUUUCGGGUGCUUGCCGUGGGCUACGAAAGCCAUGAUUUCGAGGACGGCCGCGGCACUCCCCGUGCCUCCGUGUUCUCCUCCGGCAGCGAAGGCGGUUGGCAGAGCGCGGCCGAGAACCAGGUCUCCAUUCCAGAGUAUGCGUCAAUGAGCUUCGUAGGGCGCGCGCGUUCUUCACUCUACUGGCGGAUGGAGCGCGAGGGCACCGUGCUUGCUCUUGACGAGACCACCCUCGAGUUCUCGCUCGUCGAGUUCCCGUGUUCGGUCGUGGGCAUGCCGGAGGAAUCCUCAGCCUUCCGGGUCAUCGGCGGCCACGACGGCGCGGUGCGCGUUGUCUGCGUGAUGGCCAACAAUGACCUCACGGUCUUUGCGCAGCUCCGGGGCAGCGACGAGUGGGUGGCCGAGAAGCUCGUAAGGCUGCCGGAGGCGACCUGCGGGCUGCUGGGGCGCGAGGAGACCUACUUCCAGCGACCAGCCAAGAUCGUAUCCGCGAGUACGAGGUACAUCCUCGUGACACCGCAGGAGGAGACAUGGAUUGUCUCUGUCGAUCUCGAGACGCUGAAGGCGGAGCGGGCGCAUGAGAGGAUCAGGUGCGCCGGUGCGGCAUACCCGUUCGAGCUGCCAUGGCCACCGGCCUUGCAGGCUUGCCGUGCUGCCGAUCGCCGGCGCAGCAAGAGGAUAUAUGUGCCGCCGAUAUUCGCCUACGAUUUGUAACGCGCUGGAUAGCGCACGCGGUAAAAAACAAUUACAGCGCGGAAAUGCUUUUUUUUACGCGUGAUAGGGUGUCCGUUUCAACAAACGCUGUAAAAUGGGGCGCGGCGUGUUACUUUAGCAGGAAUGCAGCGCGCAGCAGCCUGUAUGCGAUGCGUGCGAGCAGACGCCUGUGUGGCGGUGCACGCGAGCAACGAAUCAUACUAUGCAAUAUCUCAAACGUAUACUUUUUUUUGCAUUCGAGCAACAUAACAUAGUUGAAUUGCAUGACAUAGU